This is a messenger RNA of Gasterosteus aculeatus aculeatus (three-spined stickleback), 3503 nucleotides long. RefSeq names its product ADP-ribosylation factor-binding protein GGA1. Lineage: Eukaryota; Metazoa; Chordata; Actinopteri; Perciformes; Gasterosteidae. Gene Ontology annotation, molecular function: ubiquitin binding; small GTPase binding; phosphatidylinositol binding. The record is from RefSeq and is a predicted model, not a curated record. Gene Ontology annotation, biological process: intracellular protein transport; Golgi to plasma membrane transport; protein localization to cell surface. Gene Ontology annotation, cellular component: trans-Golgi network.
AGAUAUUGAUGAUCAAUGAAUAUAUAUAUUUCAGGUCCACUUGUCAUUUUCAGAACGAUUACGAAAGAAACGUCAGUAAAAUGUCCGUUUAUAUCCAAAUCUUAAGUGUCCAAAAUGGAAUACUUUGAUUUUGAAAGAAUUUUACUCGGUCAUGUGACUGUCCGUUCGCGUGACUCUCUGAUCAUAGAAACUAGUUAGAUAGAACGGAAAACGCAAACUUGGUCAUUGGUGUUGACUUGGCACAUUACAAUCAAAAUAUCACCACCCAAUGAAACAAAUAUGUGUUAAAACCUUGGGUACUAUAUAUAUUUCUACAUAUCUUUGAAAUCUAUUCUCAAACCUGUCUUUCUGCCUGUUAAUCUAUGUGUGUGUCCGCCUGUCUUUCCACUUGUUAAACACUAUCAAGCAGUGUGUGUCCGCCUUGUCUUAAGGAGUUGUUGGCUUUUCACUGUUGCUGGUUCCGGCCGUGAGGAGGAACAACUGGUGCGUUUGAUGAGGAACGACCAGCAGCCCCCCCGCAGGUCGCUCUGAGCCGCCACGCACCCCACGGGCACCGCCUGCGGGUGUCUCUUCUAUGCGCUCUACUUCUACGUCCCCUCUGCCUCUACGUGGACGCGCGUCCCUCGCGAGACCGACGCAGCGCAUAAAUCUCGCAGUGAUGGCUGCGCCGCCCGACGCGGAGAGUUUGGAGUCUCGUAUCAACCGAGCUACAAACCCACUGAACAGAGACGCCGACUGGAGCAGCAUCCACGCCUUCUGUGACCAGCUCAACAAUGACUUGGAGGGUCCUCAGCUUGCCACAAGGCUCCUGGCCCACAAGAUCCAGUCUCCACAGGAGUGUGAGGCCAUGCAGGCCCUGCUGGUUCUGGAGACAUGUAUGAAAAACUGCGGGAAAAGGUUUCACAGUGAAGUUGGCAAGUUCCGUUUUCUCAACGAACUUAUCAAAGUCGUUUCCCCAAAGUAUUUGGGUUCCCGCUCACCAGAGCCGGUUAAAAAGAAGGUUUUGGAGUUGAUCUUUAGCUGGACUUUGGGUUUACCUGAUGAGGCCAAGAUCUCAGACGCCUACCAGAUGCUGAAGAAACAAGGUAUUAUUAAACAAGACCCAGAGCUGCCUCCUGACAAACUGCUGAACCUUCCUCCACCCAGACCCAAGAAUGCCAUUUUUGAGGAUGAGGAGAAGUCAAAAGUGUUGUCUCGCCUGUUGAACAGCUCGCACCCCGACGACCUAAAAGCCGCCAACAAACUCAUCAAGGAAAUGGUCCAGGAGGAUCAGAAGCGAGCGGAGAAGGUGUCCAAGCGGGUGAACGCCAUUCAGGAGGUGAAUGAGAGCGUCUCCCUGCUGACUCAGCUUCUGCAGGACUACGACGGCACCGCCGACAACCAGAGCAACGCUGAACUCGUCCAGGAUCUGUACCAGCGCUGUGAGAAGAUGAGACCCACACUGUUCAGACUGGCAAGUGAUACGGAAGACAACGACGAGGCUCUCGCGGAGAUCCUGCAGGCCAACGACAGUCUGACGCAAGUCAUCAACCAGUACAAGCAGCAGGUGAAGGGGGAGAUGGUGAACGGCAACAACACGUUAAACAGGACCACAGGCGGAGGAACGGCGCUGCUCGAUCUGUCAGGAUUGGACACGUCCCCACAGUCUCCCCCGUCCUUCCCAGAAUUCCCCACUCCAACAGACCGCCUCCACAUCCCUUUGCAGGAGAUGGGGAUCAGUCUCCUGGAUGACGAGCUCAUGUCACUUGGUUUAAGUGAAGGAACACACACCAAUCCCCCCUCCCAGCCCGAGGACUCCACUGCCUGGGACUCCUUCCAGUCCUCUGACAGCAUAGACGCAGACAUCCCAGCAGGACCCAGUCUCCUUCUGAGUCCGGACCCCUCCCACUCUCAGCCCCUUUCGUCCUGCUCCACACCUGGGAACUCGGCCCUGGACGAGCUGGACCUGCUGGGAAAGACGCUGAUGCAGCAGUCGCUGCCUCCAGAGGGCCUGCAGGUCAAAUGGGACAAGCAGCAGUGCAAACCCACUCUGAGGGACCUCCAGAGCAAAUCUGGGUGCAACAUCACCCCGAGCCCCAUACCGACCUUCGCCGCGGAACACGCCGCACCGCUCGCCGUCCCUCAGCCCGGCCCCGCGGCCACGUUGCUGGACACGUCCCCGCCUCGCGCAGAGACGCCGCCCGCAGAAGUCACGCUGACUGAUGUUUUCGUACCGCUAGAAUCCAUUAAGCCCAGUAGUCUGUUACCUGUGACGGUGUUUGACGGACACAGUCUGCGGGUUCUCUUUCACUUUGCCAGCGACUCGCCCCCUUCUCGUCCGGAUGUGCUGGUGGUGAUCAUCUCCAUGUUGUCGUCCGCUCCCGUCCCCGUCUGCAAGAUAAACUUCCAGACCACGGCUCCGAAGUCCAUGGCGGUGAAGCUUCAGCCCCCGUCAGGGACCGAGCUCCCGGCCUUCAACCCAAUCCUUCCCCCUGCUGCCGUCACACAGAUCCUGCUGCUGGCCAACCCAAACCGGGAGAAAGUGCAUCUGCAGUACAGAUUAACCUUCACCAUGGGGGAGGAGGAGCACAGCGAGAGCGGCGGUCUAGAACAGUUCCCUCCUCCAGAGACUUGGGGGAACCUAUAGCAUUGAAACGCAACCACAACCUGACACUCUCAGCUUUCAGACUCCUUCCGAAAAACCACCUCUCCAACGCGACACUGUGCAUUCGCUCAAUUUCCUUUUGUAAAGACGUGCUUUCUUUGAUCGGUAUUGAUUUGUUUCCUUGCUUUGCGCUUGUACUUUCUCACAUUAUUCUUAACAGGCUACAUCAUAUUAUUUGGUGUGCUUGAUGUUUAUCUCUUUACAACGUUGGUCUGAUUAGUUGCGUCGAGCUUCACCUCUGCAUGCUUUUCAUAUGUGGGACACAAUCCAGCACACCGAGCGGACGUUAGUCAUCUUAGUUUUCACAAAGCUAUACUUAAUCAUCCUUUUGUGGUGUGUUUGGUAAUUUAUUUUGCUACGAAUGAGGACACUUUCUGAUUUGCACGGAAAAUGAUGUUUGAUUGUACGGUUGUCAUGUCUGUUCAUCUUGUGAAAAGAACAAAAUUAACUCCGAGAAUUGUGUAUCAUUUACCAUAUGUGCCUAUUUUGCAGUUCUAACAUUAUUUAACGGUCUGUUUGGAUGGAUUUGUUUUUCUCAUCUGUGACACACCCGGCAUGUUGGUUCUGUCUGAGAUGCAGUUCAGCGAUGUAAUAUUCUUAAGAUUCUUGUGUAUUUUCGUUACUUACAUUCUGAUUUAAGUUGCUAUUGGGGCAUCUUGUGCUGGUGAUCUCAAACAAGUUCAACUGGUUUACCGGCGUGAUGCAUGUCAGCCACGUUCAACCCCCCCCCCCGGCUCUCAAACACCUCGCUCAAUACGACUGCUUUGUAAAUACCAGUGAUAGCAGACCCGUUAUGUAUAUUUGACUUGUGCGAGAGCAUAAUAUUCCAAAUGGGUAAUAAAGGAUUUUUCUUGGUGAA